UUCACACAACUUGGUCAACAAAUCUCAGCAAUGGGUAUUUCCUAACCUAAACUCUGUCAUCUGUAUAACUCUAUAAAUACAACACAAAUGCUUCAUAACAUAAGAAACCAAAAUCUUGCAGACACAACACAAUCUAGUUACAACCUGCGAGAUCAUGCCAAACAACACAUACCAAACGUGGACACAAACAGGGUCAUUCAUGGCCUCAAUCAUGUUCAUCUACGCCAUGUUCAUGCGCUUGGUUCCUUCAACUCUUCAAACCCGUGUUCGAAGGUACACCAACAAAUUCACCACCUUCCUCUACCCUUACAUCAGAAUCACCUUCCACGAAUUCACAGGCGAACGCCUCAUCAAAAGCGAGGCCUACGCUGCAAUCCAAACCUACCUCAGCGAACACUCUUCGCAAAGCGCCACAAGGCUCAAAGGAGAAGUCGUCAAAGUGAAAGACACAUACAACCCUGUUGUUCUUAGCAUAGACGAGAACGAAGAGAUCGUAGAAGAGUUCCAAGGGGUGAAGUUAUGGUGGGGUUCGUACAAAAUCACCCCCAAAACUCACUCCUUUUCUGUGUUUCGUUCUUCGGACGAAAAAAGGUUCUACAAACUCACCUUUCACAAACGCCACAGAGGCCUCAUCACCGAGACUUACCUCAGACAUGUUUUGGAAGAAGCGAAGGCCAUUGAGACGAAGAACAGGAAGCUGAAGCUUUACACGAACAGCAGCACGAGGUGGAGCCAUGUGGGUUUUGAGCACCCGGCAACUUUUGAGACUCUUGCUAUGAAUCCAAAGGAGAAGGAGGGUAUCAUGAAUGAUCUUGUGAAGUUCAAGAGUGGGAAGAGUUAUUAUGCUAAGAUUGGGAAGGCUUGGAAAAGAGGGUAUCUUCUGUAUGGUCCUCCAGGCACAGGGAAAUCUACCAUGAUAGCUGCAAUGGCUAAUUUCAUGAACUAUGAUGUGUAUGAUCUUGAACUCACAGCAGUGAAGGACAACUCAGAUUUGAGGAGGCUCUUGAUUAACACUUCAAGCAAGUCAAUCAUAGUGAUUGAAGACAUUGAUUGUUCUCUUGAUCUCACUGGUCAGAGGAAGAAGAAGAAGAAGAAGGAGAAAGUUGAGGGUAGGGAAAGAAAAAGUAGUGAUGAAGAUGAUGAUGAUGAUGAUGAAGAGAGGGGAAGUAAGGUAACACUUUCUGGACUGUUGAAUGUUGUAGAUGGGAUUUGGUCAGCUUGUGGAGGAGAGAGGAUCAUGGUUUUCACAACAAACUUUGUGGAGAAACUUGAUGCUGCUUUGAUCAGAAGAGGGAGAAUGGAUAAACACAUAGAACUUUCAUAUUGUUGCUAUGAGGCAUUCAAGGUGCUUGCGAAGAACUACUUGGAUGUUGAGUCUCACCAUUUGUUUCCUAGAAUUGGGAAGCUGUUGGAAGAGACCAAGAUUACUCCUGCUGAUGUUGCUGAGAAUCUGAUGCCAAAAUCAGUUGAUGAAGAAGUUGACACUUGAUUGCAUAGCUUGAUUCAGUUUCUUGAGAUCGCACAAAGGAAGCAAAAGCAAGUCAAUGCACCAGAGAGUAAAGAUAUCAAACAUGGUGAAGUUGUAGUGGAAGAAAAUGGUGUCAUCAAUUAGUUGUUUUUUUUUUUUUUUCUUUUUCUCUUCUCUCUAUCAUUGAGCUUGUUUACUUGGAAUUGUAGAAUGUGACGUAUAUCUGUAUUUGAACUUUGACUUCAACAUUGUUUGCAGGAUUUGAGUAUAUGUAAUUGUCCUAUGUUUGAACAUCUUGAUGGACAGAAAAUUAAGGUUCACGUUGUUCAAAGUUUUAGUAUAUUUGGUUCA
Molecule: messenger RNA, 1819 nt
Organism: Vigna unguiculata (cowpea)
Lineage: Eukaryota; Viridiplantae; Streptophyta; Magnoliopsida; Fabales; Fabaceae
Product: AAA-ATPase ASD, mitochondrial pseudogene
Source: RefSeq, a predicted model, not a curated record